Molecule: messenger RNA, 330 nt
Organism: Striga asiatica
Lineage: Eukaryota; Viridiplantae; Streptophyta; Magnoliopsida; Lamiales; Orobanchaceae
Source: the annotation of a GenBank genome assembly
AUGUUCAGGGCCCUAAGCGCGAGAAGAAACCGACAUGGCUACGAGUCAUUACACGACGAUGCCAUGAGUGCAGCUUUGGUGCCUAAGCUGAGCCGAGCAAAGAGCACGCCAGCCAAAAUCCUUAUGAGUUGCUCUAAAAAGCUUAAAAGCGUAACUGCUCGUGACAAAACUCAUUCCCAAAAAGAAAAGGAGAAGGUUAAGAAGACAAGCAAAAUUCAUCCUUUCUUUAGUCUUUUCGAGACCGGGCGGAAGAAGAAGGCGACAGCUAAGCCGGAGUUCUCGAGGUAUUUGGAGUACGUUAGGGAAGGAGGGACUUAUUUGGAUUCUUAA